AUGCCUCCACGAUUGGUCUUCUUUCUAGCAUAUCAACUGCUGGCGUAUUCAUCCCUUCUUAAUUUUGGAUUAUCUUCACCUAUUCAGAAUGUUGAGGUGGUUCCACUUGCAAAUAAUGGAGAAACAACUUCUGCAAUCGUGCUACCAACCGGGGCUUUAAAUAACAAAAACAAAUCUACGCUUGGAACCGGAACGGAUGGGAAACCAGUCAGCUUGAUAGAAAAGGGUGAAAAAAACUCUGAUAACAAAGCUCUAUCACUGGAUUCUUCUACCUCUACAUCCAGGCUAGUUAACGCCGAAAAAGUAACUUCAACAAGUCUAACGCAGCAAACAAACGUGAAUGGCACUCAAGAUCAGAUCGCAAAAUUACUAGAGCGACCGUCGAACGGAAAGUCGUUCUUUGCUGAUCAAACAACCACCACACCAACUCCCAAACCAGAAGGAAACCAAGAAGAGAAGAAGAAAACCAACCCAGCAGGCUUGGUUGGCGAGCUAAAACCCCCUGUAGAAAAUACUGGACAAUUCCCUGCCGUCAAAUUACUAUCUGAAAAGCCAUUAGUUACCUCUCCCUCAGCAGAUCAGGAAACAAUAACUGCCGAAGGAAAAGCCUCGGUCGAACCGAAAGCUGAAUUACUGGCACCAAAAUUAUCAUCUCCCCCAGUUGAUCUGAAGCCGGUCGAGCUAAAGCCCCCAAAAGAAUCCAAACAGAAGCAAGUCGUUCCAGCGAAGAAGGAUGGUGGUGAAGCAAGCAAGAAACCUGAAACUGCGGAGAUUAACAAGGAACAAUUGCGAAAAGAUCCGAAAGGAAGCGCUCCCAAGCCUAAUGAAAUAAACCUAAUAGGAAAAGAUAUCAAGCCGCUAUUAGAAAAACCUACCUCAACCGUAGAUCCCACAGAUGAAAACGCUGAAGGACCCGUACUUCUGUCAUUGGGACGAAUAACAGACGAAGAACCGAAUGAAACAGAAUCUAAAACUGGCCGUGGUGCAAAAAAGGCGGACGCAGAAAAGAAUGCCGGUUCACGGAAUGAUCCACAAGAAGCUAGUAAAAUUCAGAGCGGGGGUGCCCAUGGAAAAAACCCCGAAGAUAAACCACAAAAAUCACUUCCAACAGUCGAUUCUGCCAAGGAUUUGGGGCCAGAACCCGCCCCAAAGGCUCCGCCUCCCACGGCACCUAAGGCUACCACACCUUCCCCUCCUCCACCCGGAAAAAGUGCACCUGGACCAGAGUCCCCAGACUCAAAAGAAAAAUUUCCCGAGGCACAACACAUGCGAAUGGCUGGGAAUACAGCCAAUACUUUGAGCGUCGUUCAAGGGGGAUCUAACUCGACAGCCGCAAAGGAGUCAGAAGGUCCCCCAGAAGAGAAAAGCCAAAGCAAAUUGUUGAUUUACAUUGGUGCUGGUGUGGUCGGAUUUCUCGUCUUACUUGUCAGCUUCAUACUUUUUGCAAAGAAGAAGCAAAAGAAAGAGAAAAAAAUCCCCGGGGGAGUUCAGUCUGAAAUCCCUGUUGAAUUUGGAUCCGGUGAAGGGGCAAGCCAGAUCACCACACCAUUAUCACCACCAAUGAGUUUGAAUGGAAAGAGCGAACGCGGUAUUCCUGUGGCGCUUCCAACUCCACGAGGGGAUCAAGACUUGGUGGGAGGAAAGUCUUUCAGCCGACAACUCCGGGGAAGUACUGGCUACGAAAGGAACUACUCUACAGGCUAUGGAAGUGAAUAUGGUCGAGACCAGUAUGCCCAAGAUGCAGGCUCAGCUUAUGAUGAAAGUGAGUUCUAUGAUAAUAGUAGAUAUAGAGGAGGCCGAGACCAGGAGAAUCGGGGGAGAGUGGACUCAUUUCCCAGUCGAAGAUCCUCAGGUCGAGCAUCACCCAGGUCGGAGAAGGGCAGGUUUCCAUAUAACCGAAGGUCAGCACACUUUUCUUUCUCUCCCAUGAAGUGA
This is a messenger RNA of Puccinia triticina, 1935 nucleotides long. RefSeq lists its product as uncharacterized. The transcript is spliced from 3 exons. Bases 1 to 1935 code for a protein of 644 amino acids. NCBI's taxonomy places the organism in Eukaryota, Fungi, Basidiomycota, Pucciniomycetes, Pucciniales, Pucciniaceae. The record is from RefSeq and is a predicted model, not a curated record.